Messenger RNA from Erythranthe guttata (spotted monkey flower), 1450 nucleotides. RefSeq names its product chorismate mutase 1, chloroplastic. Gene Ontology annotation, molecular function: chorismate mutase activity. Gene Ontology annotation, biological process: aromatic amino acid biosynthetic process; chorismate metabolic process. Lineage: Eukaryota; Viridiplantae; Streptophyta; Magnoliopsida; Lamiales; Phrymaceae. The record is from RefSeq and is a predicted model, not a curated record. Gene Ontology annotation, cellular component: cytoplasm.
UUACCAACCAAAACAAAACAAACCAAACCAACAAUGGCGAUUCCACCUACCACGGUUAAGCAGGAGCAACAACCCAAUCACACAUCAAAUACAUAUGCUUCAAAUUCAAUUCACUCUCCAACAACUCCCAUUUCCGCUUUGCUUCUAUUGCUUUUGCUCUCACCAAACCAAAUCAGAAUAACCGUCUCCUCUGCGUUUGGUGUUCUUCCCCCAAUUUGUGUGUUCGUCGUAAUUUUCUUCAUUCUCUCUUUCCGAUUUCAGAAAUGGAGGCCAUGCUGUUGAGAACCACCGCCGCCGCCGCCGCCGCCGCCGCCGUGCUCAGCCCCUGCACUACUUCCAGCAAGGUUUCAAUAUCCGGCGGCUGCUCUUUUCCCCAACACAAGCAUUGUAGCUUCCGCGUUCUGAAUUCCGGCUUUUCCAGUAUUCGCAUUCAGGCGAUUAAAGCUUCUCCGUCUACCCCUGAAGUGGAAAAAAACAGGGUAGAUGAAUCUCAUAGAUACACUCUGGACGGGAUCAGAAACUCGUUGAUACGGCAAGAAGAUAGCAUUAUAUUCAGUCUAGUUGAGAGAGCUCAGUUUUGUUACAACGAAAAAACGUACGAUCCCAAUGCUUUUCCCGUGAAGGGAUUCCAUGGCUCUUUGCUCGAUUACAUGAUCAAAGAAACUGAAAAGCUUCAGGGGAAGGUUGGAAGAUACAAGAGUCCGGACGAACAUUCUUUCUGCCGAGAUGAGUUGCCUGGGCUUGUGAUUCCCCCACUUGAGUAUCCACGGGUUCUGCAUCCUGCAGCAGACUCGAUAAAUAUCAAUGCUCAAGUGUGGGAUAUGUACUUCAAAAUUAUCCUCCCUCGAUUAGUCAAACAAGGCGAUGAUGGUAAUUAUGGAUCAACUGCCACUUGUGACAUAUUUUGCUUGCAGACAUUGUCGAAGAGAAUUCACUAUGGCAAAUUUGUGGCUGAAGCGAAAUUCCGGGCCUCCCCCGAUGUAUAUAAGGCUGCCAUUGAAGCACAAGAUAAAGGCCGAUUGAUGGAGUUGCUGACAUAUCCAGCGGUGGAAGAGGCGGUUAAAACGAGGGUGGAGAUGAAAACACGAAGAUGCGGGCAAGAAGUGAUUUUAGAUGGAGGUGAAGAGAAUGCCCAACCAUUCUAUAAAAUAGAUCCGAGCCUAGUUGCUGAUCUGUAUGGGGAUUGGAUCAUGCCUCUGACGAAGCAAGUUCAGGUUAAGUAUUUGUUGAGAAGGCUCGAUUGAAUUGAAACAAUUGUUGGAUGAAAUUUACUAUGCGCAUAUGUUCAUAGAUGUUCAUAGAGAUGUGUACUUCUAUAAGAGUUUCUUGACUGUGUUGUACAAUCAUGUGUGUGUGUUUGGUGAGGUAGAGAAUUGUUAAACCUUAAACCAGCAGUAUGGAUUUAUAGUAUGAUGAAUUUUUUCGAAGUGCUUGUUGCAUUGUGUGCGUU